Molecule: messenger RNA, 1007 nt
Organism: Prunus dulcis (almond)
Lineage: Eukaryota; Viridiplantae; Streptophyta; Magnoliopsida; Rosales; Rosaceae
Product: protein ACCELERATED CELL DEATH 6-like
Exons: 2
Coding region: 181-993 (270 amino acids)
Cellular component (GO): plasma membrane
Molecular function (GO): protein phosphatase regulator activity; protein phosphatase 1 binding
Source: RefSeq, a predicted model, not a curated record
AACUUUCCAAUCCAUUCAGCAUCAAGCAAAGGUCAUGUCAAGAUUGUUAAAGAGCUGCUUCGACAUUGUCCCGAUUCAAAGGAACUGAAGAACUUUAAUGGCGAAAAUAUACUCCAUGUUGCAGCAAGAUGCGGUAAAGACAAUCUUGUCAAAUAUUUUCUCAAAAAGGGUGAGUUUCGAAUGUUGGUAAACCAAAAAGACAGGAACGGAAAUACUCCUUUACAUUUGGCUACGAUGCACCACCAUCCCAAGGUUGUCUACAGAUUGGCUUGGGAUACAAGGACAAACUUAAAGCUCUUGAAUGAUAGGCACAUGACAGCUCUUGACAUUACAGAAAGCACUUUGGAAACUAUUGCAUCAUAUCAUGGGCGGCUUACUUGGACGGUAUUGAAAUCUGCUUUCGCACAGCGAGCUCAGAGUUUGCAUGUCCUCCAAAGAAAAAAACAGAGAUCGCCAUUGAAGUUACCAAACGAGGAAAGCAUUAGGGACAGGGUGAAUACUCUAUUGGUGGUUACCACACUUGUUGCCACAAUGGCAUUUACAGCCGGUUUCACAAUGCCAGGUGGCAACAACGGUGACCCCCCUCCGGAGGGCAUGGCAAUCUUGCUAACCAACGCUAUGUUCCAAGCCUUUGUGAUUUUUAACACCAUAGCUAUGUAUACUGCCAUCCUUGUUGCAGUCUGUCUCAUUUGGGCGCAGUUGGGGGACUUAAAUUUGGUGGUCACAGCUCUCCGUCUGGCAUUGCCGCUGUUGGGGAUUGCGCUUACCAUGAUUUCCUUAGCCUUCAUGGCUGGGGUUUAUAUGGUAGUUAGCAAUCUUCAUUGGCUUGCCUAUGUUGUAUUGAUCCUGGGAGUCCUUUUCAUUUUCACUGUCUUAGUAGUUUUCACUCCACUCUUCUGCAAAACUACUUCUGGGUCCCGCAUCUUUCGUUGGAUCACUUAUUUUCCCUUCCGUGUGGAAGUAUGGGCUUCUGGAAGUCACAACGAUGACUAAGAAGACGACUGAUC